UUCAUUCGCCAAGACUGAUGAUAGACUGCAUCAAGAUUGUGUGAAAGGAAGGCAACAUCUACACGAACGAUAUCCAAGCCGAGGUGCUCCAUGGUCGCUAUAGAGUUGCACAUGAAGACCUAAUCGCUGUUGUUUGCAAAUAAGCUGCUACUGUUGCGAUCAUCGACGGCUCCAUUCCAUCCCAAAGCCACAACGCCUUGCCGCAGAAUUCUUCAUUUCAUUCACCUUGCCACUCCCUUACCAGUUUAGCUCAUUGACAAGGUCCUGCAAACAUCCGUGCAAACCCUCCUGGCGGGCCGCUCCUCUAUCAUCCUCUUCCUUGCUUCCCAUUCUUAGUUCUAGCUAGAGCAGCGCCGCAGCCAAAAGGAUGAUGGACUCUGCGGAAGUACAACAAAAACCCGAAGUAGUGGACAGCGACCCCAUCGCUCCCACAGAAGUGCCGAUGAAUCCUCCAAAGCUUGUAGCUUCUCUGGAGGAAGAACUGCAGAUUCACAAGAAAGAACUACAUAUGCACAAGGAGAAUGCAGAGGAGACGCUCUUGGCCUUCCUACAGUUUGCCGAUGGUGUCCGCAAGAUAACACGUCACAUGCAAUCCGUACCGUCCCAGAGCGACACGGAAGAAGCAAAAGAAGAAACAGAUGCUGCCACGCAAGGAGACAAUCCAGCAAGCAACGUUCCACUGCUGGAGAUUGAAUCCAUGGUGUCCAGCACGUGUCUGCAAGGGACCGUCUUUGGAACGGACUUGCUGCGCCUGUGGGAUGCGGCUCAACACAUGCGAGAUUUUGCCCGUCUCGUGUCGGAAGAAUCCUCCAUCUCGGCCAAUGACAUUUUGCAGGCCCAAGCCGUAGCACGGAACGCACUGCGUCGAGCAAAACGGGCCGAAUCGGUGGCCCACAAUUUGCACACACGCAACCGAGAAUUGAAGCGACAAGUCCUAAAACUCUCCGGCGAACGAAGGUUGCUGGUCCAAGAAGUCAAGAGCCUUCGGCAACAAGCUGCCACGGCUCGCAAGCUAGACAUGCAACGGCUCCUACACCAGCAUGUAGCAGGCGCAUUGCUCGUGCAUGAGGAGCACCUCAAGGCCACCAUCAUGGCACAGCAAAAGCAGCAGCAACAGUUGAAGAAGCAGGAGCGCCGACGAAAACAUGCCGAGGAAGAGGAAAAGAAGGAGGAUCCUGAUGACGAGGACUCUGUGGAAGUGGUUGGAUUGGAGGAAUGUGAAGGAAUGGAAGAAAAGGAGACAGUAAACGACGACGCGGCCUCUGCAUCCAAGCCAGAGCCUUUGGAGGAGACAACCCAAGACGGGAAACUUGAUUGUACGGCAGACAGCCAAAAGUCUGCCGUUGAAGAGGACACUGUGGAGGAAGCUAGUGCUUCCUCAAAUGUCAUGGUCGAGGCUUCGCCGCCGCCGACUUCGCAAGCUGAACUCAUUGCCAUCGCCAAAGCCAGGGUGGAUGCCAAUAAAGAGCAGCAAGAAGGCGGUGCUUUUCGCAUCUUCAAACGAGCUAUGGGCACUGGCAGCCCCCGUCGCACGCCACCAAGAAGCCCACAGCGCAGGGAAAGCACACCGGUUGAUGCUGUGCCCGCAGCAGUCAAGCCUGAAGAAGUGGAGGCAGUGCAACUACCGUCACUGGAAACUGAGACGGCGACCAAGGAGGAAGAUACCAAGGACAAGGGUGCUCCCAGCGACCCCGCGAAAGACGAAGAAUCAUGUGCUGGUGCUACUGAAUGUUCCAACAAGGAAAAUGAUUCGUCGGAGCCAGAGAAGGCCGAUGAAGGCCCGUCGUCGGCUCCCAAAACAGACCAGCAGUGCAAGGAUGACAACGAUGACAUCUCAGAUUCGACUAAGCAAGGUCCAACGAAACCUCCUGCGCCAACACAAGCUGUUUCGUCCUCCUAUUCCCCAGUCAAGCUCCUUCCAAGCGUCGGUCGUGUCUCUCCACCACCAUCAUUGCAACAUCAUAAAGAACCGGAUAAGCCCGAUUCCAGUCGUUCAGUGGAGACCCAUGACUCAUGGUUUGAUGGUCCAGUGGAGCCACGUGAAAAUGUCGGAUCUAAAGUCUUCAAUUUCCUCUUUUACCCAGAAAAGAUGUCAGUGCAAAGGCAGCAAGAGCAGCUACGCCAGCAACAGCUAAGGAAACUACAGCAAGAGAACCAAGCGCAGCAGCCACAGCAGCACAAGAAGGAACAGCCAAAGCAAUCUUCGCAAGCUGCACAGCCAAAGAGUCAGGCGGUGCCCACGCCGGUCAGAGGCUCAAAGCAAAAGCCGCUUCUGGAGCUGAACGAGCCAUCGUCAGACGACAAGGACGCAGCCUCUGUGGAUGACACUGCUCCAACAAUCACCGCUACAACCCCGGGAUCCACUUAUGCUGGCAGCCGAGCCCGGUCCAUGUCUGGAGACCGACAAAAUGCAUCCGACAAUAAACAUCUGCAGCAGCAGACAACUCACCUGAACAAGGGCCAUAUCCCGAACUGCGUUUCCUUCUCGGACGACACCCUGUCCGUACAGUCCAAUCUGCCUUCACCAAAAUUCCAGCCAUCGUCGAAGCGUGCUCUUGCGAUCAGCGCCUCCAGUAGUGACGACGACGGUGACAGCGACAGCGAUGGGAGCAUCAAAGGGAAGCAAGAGAGGCAAGUUGAACUCUAUCAAGAUCUGAAAGUUUUCAGAUCCUUGGCUAUCCCAACAGACGAUGAGAUUGAUGAUUACCAUCAAUGCCAGAACGAUGGGACAACUCUGCUACCGGUACAAAAGAAGAGUAAGCAUGUGAUUCAAUGAAAUGCAUUGGUAUCCCAGACUCGUGAACGCGCCUGACUACUUCGUAAGACAACAAUUAAUUAGUGUCACACAUAGCAUCCUCGCUAGAAACUACCUAAACAUAGUAAUCAAUGAAGAACAACCAGGUAACCAACCACUCGCCGACGCUUAUGACGCCUC
Messenger RNA from Seminavis robusta, 2935 nucleotides. The record is from the annotation of a GenBank genome assembly. Lineage: Eukaryota; Bacillariophyta; Bacillariophyceae; Naviculales; Naviculaceae.